AUGAAGUUCUGCUACCCUGCUACCAUUGCUCUUACUGCCGUAGCCACAAUUGCUCAAGCCGCAGAUUUUUGUGGUCCAAGUCGUAAUGAUUAUGAUUCAAUUCAAGCUGGGCAGUACAAGAUCUACCAUGGCUCCGGAGAAAUAUCUGGUCAGCUUUGUUCAGCAGUGGAUUCUUUUACCGACCACACGGUUGCCUUUCACACGAAUGCGAACAUUCCUGAAACAAGCUCGGGUGGUACCAAUAACUUGAAUCCCGUUACGUUCGCUGCUGCUCAACUGCUGGCGGACUCAAAGCGAGUUGGAGAAAUCAAGUCCAUACCGGUAACCCUCUAUCACGAGUACACUUUCGACGGUAAGCUGUCCGCAAACGUUGGUCUCAGCUUAACUGUUGGGCCUGUAGAUUAUACGUAUUCUCCACUUGAAAUCUUGGUUUGGAUGACUGGAUACGGUGAUUACAUUCCUGCGUCAGUGACCCAAUCCACUGACUCGGUUGUUAUCGGCGGAAGGGAAUAUGAUAGGUACCGACUACCGUCUCCGGCCAAAUCGAUUUGGUAUGUUCCGAGGAUGGCGAUGCCUGCUAUCACGGAUGACUUGUACCCUUUUAUCAAUGAUUCCAUAUUCAUCUCAGCCGGUAUCACUUUCAAUGAUUAUGUUCAUAAAGUACAAGCUGUCACUAACAUUAUCACCGCUGCCAACGCCAAACUAACUGUGACGAAUUUCACUGCAGAAAUUCUAUAG
Molecule: messenger RNA, 738 nt
Organism: Plasmopara halstedii
Lineage: Eukaryota; Oomycota; Peronosporomycetes; Peronosporales; Peronosporaceae
Product: Glycoside hydrolase, family 12
Exons: 1
Coding region: 1-738 (245 amino acids)
Biological process (GO): polysaccharide catabolic process
Molecular function (GO): cellulase activity
Source: RefSeq, a predicted model, not a curated record